This is a messenger RNA of Fusarium musae, 540 nucleotides long. RefSeq lists its product as uncharacterized. The transcript has a single exon. The record is from RefSeq and is a predicted model, not a curated record. The coding region runs from base 1 to 540 and encodes 179 amino acids. NCBI's taxonomy places the organism in Eukaryota, Fungi, Ascomycota, Sordariomycetes, Hypocreales, Nectriaceae. Gene Ontology annotation, molecular function: acyltransferase activity, transferring groups other than amino-acyl groups.
AUGACUGCCAAGGAUCACAAAGAAGUCAUCAUCAAGCCUGCAACACUCACUGAUGCGGUUCGUAUCGCAGAGCUAGGCGCACACGUCUUCUCAAUAACAUUUGGGCACUCCGUUGAACCUCACGAACUCGAUGCUUUCCUCGAAGAAUCCUACACAGAAACCUCAAUCGUCAACGACCUCAAUGACCCCAACAAAGAUGUAAUCAUCGCCACAAGCUCGGACGAUGAUUUCCUCGGCUUCGCGUAUCUCACUCGCGGAAGCAGUGAGCCCUGUGUAGAGAACAUGGAAAAGACCGUUGAGUUACAGCGGAUUUAUGUGCACCCUGAUUCUCAUGGCGCUGGUGUUGGAAAGGCCCUGGAGAAGGCCAUUGAGAGCAUGGCGAAGGAGCAGGGGUAUAAGAAUUUGUGGCUUGGUGUUUGGGAGGAGAACCCUAGGGCGAUAAGGGCGUAUGAGAAAUGGGGUUAUAAACAGGUCGGGAAUCACAAUUUUACAAUUGGAUCUAUUGUUCAGACUGACCAUAUCAUGGUCAAGAGUUUGUAG